CCUGCGAGCACGGAUCUCCAGAGAAGCUCAGUCCGUGGGAAGCCCCGCCUACGACAGUCUCGCUGCCUGGCUUGCAGAGAUUUGGGCUAUUUGGGGAACCCGUGAACGAGGAGUGGGCACUGAGCAUGGCGACGGGCUCCUCCUUGCUGCUUUGCUCGGCGCUGCUGGCCGUGGGGUGCGCGCUGGGCCUGCGCCUGGGCCGCGGGCGGAGCGCGGUGGAGCGUGGGGUGCUCGCCUGGCUCUGUUACGAUGCCCUGGUGCACUUCGUGCUGGAAGGCGCUUUCGUCUACUUGUCUUUAGUAGGAAACGUUGCAGAUUCCCAAGGCUUGAUUGCAUCUUUAUGGAAAGAAUACGGCAAGGCUGAUGGAAGAUGGCUGUAUUUUGACCCAACCAUUGUGUCUUUGGAAAUUCUGACUGUUGUCUUGGAUGGGAUUCUGGCAUUGGUUCUCAUUUACGCCAUAGUCAAGGAGAAAUAUUACCGGCAUUUCAUACAGAUCACCUUGUGUGUGUGUGAACUCUACGGUGGCUGGAUGACCUUCUUCCCCGAGUGGCUUGUUGGAAGCCCCAACCUCAACACCGAGAGCUGGCUCUACUUUUGGGUCUACUUGCUGUUUUUUAAUGGCUUGUGGGUUCUGAUCCCUGGCCUGCUGCUGUGGCAGUCAUGGAUGGAGCUGAAGGAGACACAUUACCAAAGGGCCCACUUAGGGAAAAAGCACUUGUAAAUUCUCAAAACAUUCCAUGUGAAGUUCUGCUUUGUGAGUCAGAAUUGAUCAGAUAUUCCAAUAAAUACUUUGUUUUUCAGUGUUGUUCCAAACAGCCAUCACAGAUGGGUUGGAAGGUGGCAA
Microtus oregoni (creeping vole) is the source of this 845-nucleotide messenger RNA. Its product is annotated as emopamil-binding protein-like. Bases 126 to 722 code for a protein of 198 amino acids. Gene Ontology annotation, molecular function: cholestenol delta-isomerase activity. Gene Ontology annotation, cellular component: membrane; endoplasmic reticulum. Lineage: Eukaryota; Metazoa; Chordata; Mammalia; Rodentia; Cricetidae. The record is from RefSeq and is a predicted model, not a curated record. The transcript has 4 exons. Gene Ontology annotation, biological process: sterol metabolic process.